Daldinia loculata is the source of this 1224-nucleotide messenger RNA. Its product is annotated as PTH2-domain-containing protein. The record is from RefSeq and is a predicted model, not a curated record. Gene Ontology annotation, molecular function: peptidyl-tRNA hydrolase activity. The transcript has 2 exons. Gene Ontology annotation, cellular component: mitochondrion; cytosol. NCBI's taxonomy places the organism in Eukaryota, Fungi, Ascomycota, Sordariomycetes, Xylariales, Hypoxylaceae. The coding region runs from base 277 to 1008 and encodes 243 amino acids.
UUUUUUUUCUUGUUCGAGAUCUUAGCGCCUAGGUUACAGGCCUUGCAGUUUGUCAGCCUCAUAUUAUAAAUCUAUUUACUUUGACGAACUUCAGCAAUUCAACGUACACUCAUUUCUUUUUAGUUAAACUAAUUUGUCAAUCUACGACUACAUAGUUUCUACCUAUGGAUAGGCGACAAUAAUAACACAAGAUAUAUCUCCCAGUCUUCCCAUCUUCCUGCCGUGAAAAUCCCCGGCACCGACACUUAACCAUUUACCCCCAGCCCAUCUUCCAAGAUGGCAGACAAAUCCAACACCACAAUACUCAUCUCCACGAGCAUCGUAGUCUUCCUAUCAGGCUUCUUACUAGGCAUGUACUCAGUGCGAGGGUACCUAUUCAUCUCUCCGUCCCUAGCCUCCCAGCGCCUGAGCAACUUCAACGACCCCCUCGAAAGCGAAGAGUCCGACAUCGACGAAGAUGACACAAUACUCGACCAUGCGCCUAACUGGGCCAACGGCGAGGACGCCGAUCGAAGAGACGGGCUCAAGGCCUCUAACUCGAAGAAGGCAAAGAAGACUUCCAAGGACAAGGCGGAGGACAAGGCGGACAGUGCUCAGCCUCAACAAACAGUAGCCGAAGGGUCUGCAAACGAGGAGUGCAAGCUAGUCCUAGUUGUGCGGACAGAUUUGGGCAUGACAAAAGGCAAAAUAGCAGCACAAUGCUCCCACGCAACCCUAGCAUGCUAUAAGACCCUCACCCGCGCCGCCCAACGAAAUCCCUCAUCAGCCGAAGCACGACUCCUACAGCGCUGGGAACGCCGGGGACAAGCCAAGAUCGCCGUACAGGUGAAGUCAGAGGCCGAGCUGCUGGACCUGAUGGGUAAGGCGCGCAGCCUAGGCAUCACAGCCGAGGUCAUCCAGGACGCCGGCCGCACCCAGAUCGACCCCGGCAGCCUAACAGUCCUAGGCGUUGGGCCCGCUCCCAAGAGUCUUGUUGACAAGGUCACUGGUGGCCUCAAGCUGUUAUGAUAGGGCUUCUAUGUAGACUUAAUCUGGCGUGGUAGGAACAUGGUCGGUAUAUAAUGGACGCAAACAUCGGUAGACAAGUGGGCAUAUAGAUAAAUAUGGGCAGUAUGAAAUAUACUGAGACGCAAAAUAUACCCACAGGUAAACACCCAUGGAUUGCUUAUAAAAGUGCAUAUAUAGGUAGUUAUGGAGUUAUAAGAAGUCAAGGUUAAUUUUUGA